This is a messenger RNA of Phytophthora nicotianae INRA-310, 600 nucleotides long. RefSeq lists its product as hypothetical. The record is from RefSeq and is a predicted model, not a curated record. Bases 190 to 600 code for a protein of 136 amino acids. NCBI's taxonomy places the organism in Eukaryota, Oomycota, Peronosporomycetes, Peronosporales, Peronosporaceae. The transcript has a single exon.
GAGAACAAGCUGAAGGCUUUUAAGUUCGAAAGAAUGGCAAUUGAGGCUCCUGGAGCCAAAUCCGCAAACGAAACUAGCCAUCGUCGAGUUCUGCGCACGCAUGACCAAUUCUCGGACGCUGGUUAAGUAUGUCUAAGAAGAACAUUGUUGCAGCUACAAGCACGAUUCCCCAAGGUGACCAAGGAGGCAAUGACUUGUGUUUUACUGGAUCCGCGUACCAAGUCCAGCGCCAAAAUAAUCGCCGCGGUAGGCGAUGUUCCGCGCAAGGAGGAGAAAGCAAUCUACAAAAACGGUAUCGAUUUAUUACGCGAAGAGCACAGACAAGUAUUUGCACAGUUGGCCAAAAGCGGAAAGAUCGCGCUCUCUCAGUCGUCACAGUCUAGUUUGCUUAGCCAAGGGUCCACCUCCCCCUUUUCGUCACCAGCUUCAACUGGUUGGGACGACGAAGACGAACACCUCCUAGGAGCUCCAAUCCGGACGAGCAAGACACGUGAAGAAGUGAAGGAGACUGAACUCAAUGCUAGGGCUGAUGCUGUGAUGAAGGAGUGGUUAAAUUUUGAAACCGGAGUGGCUAGAAGUUGCUCAGAAGCAGAAUCCUGA